Paraglomus brasilianum is the source of this 4560-nucleotide messenger RNA. NCBI's taxonomy places the organism in Eukaryota, Fungi, Glomeromycota, Glomeromycetes, Paraglomerales, Paraglomeraceae. The record is from the annotation of a GenBank genome assembly.
AUGAGCGGCGGGAGGCUAUCGAUGGCUACUAAGAGUGGAAACACCACGUUCGGAACAAUGGCCGCACGCGGGGCACAGGGAUCAUCAUCAGAAGACAAUGUGCAGCCCUCGCAUGUACAGGCGAGUUCAACGUCCGCACAACAGACUCCCACUAGUCCUCCAAUAGGUCGUCAACAGGCGGCCCGCUUUCAAGACCUCCAAAGAGGUCAAUCUGCCCCCGUAUCACAAUCCAAAAAUGGCGGUACGUCUUCUAAUCGCCAACAAUCUUCCUCUCACGAUUCUCCUCACCAUCGAAAGGACUCUGUGUCAUCAAACGUCUCCUCUAAUGAUGGUCAAACAUCUCCAUAUCAUACACGUCCUCCAUCGCCGCAUCAUCCAAACCAUAGUCAUGGACCUCCCCAUUAUAUGAUGCAUGGACCACGACAUAAUACACAUCAUAAGCAAAACUCCGGGAUGGGUAUGCCUAUGGGCGGUGCCAUGCCCGUCACUGGACAAGGGAUGGGAUCUCAGUAUCGGCCCCCAAGAGAUCAGAAAGGGCCUCCCGGGCCUAUACCACCUAGUCCUCAUUUGAAUCCAGCACCUUCAUCUUUACCCAACACAUCACCGAUUACUAUGCAACCACCACAAACAAUGCCCAUGGUUAUGGGACCGUGGCCAGCUUCCAGUUAUCCACCUAGGCCGUUUGAUCAGUACGCAUAUCAACAUCCUUAUGCUGCUUAUUCAAACACGAUGUAUAUGCCUUACACUACCCAUGUUGCCCGAGCGCCUGUUCCGGGGUACUCACAUCCUUCUAAUGCUCCCCAAUUCGUCACCCCUCCGACCCCUAAUAUAUCAAAAGCAAUUCCUAUAAUCGAUCCAUUGACUCGUGAUGAAGUACGACCUCCACUCGAAAGUCCAAAUACGAAGACGGAUGAUUUACCUUCAAAUUCUGAAACACAAAUUUCAGAAGAUGCUGAUAAAGAACAUCAUCAGAGUCAAGACGCCGAGAAACGAGAUUCAAAGGCAAUACCUAUAGUGAAUCCUGUUGCCAAGGAAGAGCGUGAGAAGAGAGAAAGAGAGGAGCAGGAGCGACGCGAGAAGGAGGAGAAGGAAGAGAAGGAACAGAAGGAGCGGGAGGAGCGGGAGGAGCGGGAAGAGAGAGAAAGGAAAGAGAGAGAAGAACGUGAGAAGAAGGAGAAAGAAGAGCGUGAACAAAAAGAGCGCGAGGAAAAGGAACGUAAAGAGAGGGAAGAAAAGGAACGUAUAGAACGUGAGGAACGUGAAGAGAAGGAACGCAAAGAAAAGGAGGAGAGAGAGCGUAAAGAAAAGGAGGAACGUGAACGUAAAGAUCGUGAGGAGCAGGAACGUAAAGAACGCGAGGAAAGAGAACGCAAAGAACGUGAAGAACGUGAACUUAAAGAGCGCGAAGAAAAGGAGCGCAAAGAAAGGGAGGAACGUGAGGAAAGGGAACGCAAAGAAAAGGAGGAGCGUGAGGAAAGGGAACGCAAACAAAAGGAGGAGCGUGAUCGUAAAGAACGCGAAGAGAGAGAACGUAAAGAACGUGAACUUAAAGAGCGCGAAGAAAAGGAGCGCAAAGAAAGGGAGCGCAAAGAAAGGGAGGAACGUGAGCGUAAAGAACGUGAACGUGAAGAAAAGGAACAAAAGGAACGUAAGGAGCGUGAGGAGCGUGAGCGUAAGGAAAGAGAAGAUCAAGAACGCAAAGAACGGGAAGAACUAGAGCUUAAAGAGCGUGAACGGAAACAACGUGAGGAGGAACGUAAGAAGCAAGAGGAAGCAAAAAGUAAAACUACCGCAGAGGAAACUGAUAAAAAAAAUCAGCAGGAACCUAAACCAAAUACUACUGACCUUGACAGAGAACCCAGUGAAAGAAAGGACACUAAAGAAGAGAGAAAACAAAAAGGUCAUCGACCGGCCAAUUUAGAUUUAUCAAGAACAACGUCAGCAUCGGUGCCUAGUGCACCUCCCAGCGCACUAGGUAGCGCACGAAAAAUAGAAGACCUUAAUGCUGUAACCUAUCCACCAAAUAUUAAAUCACCCGAUCCCACGUUAAAUCAAGAUGCCCAACCAGGAAAAUACAAAUAUGACCGUUCAUUCUUGAUGCAGUUCAUGAGUUUUUGUAAAGAGAAACCGGAUAAUUUACCACACUUGGAUGCAAUAGGUGUUGAAGACCCGAAAGAAAACAAGAAACAUCGUAUCAGUGGAUCUAAUCAACGGGGUCUUUCACAUAAGACUUCUCCUGCGCAGUCUAGCUAUCCACAGCCUCCGAUGGGCAAAUUUGAAAAACAACCCAGUACGAGCGAAGAGCGUUUUAUGCGAUCAAAUAUGCAAACCAGAUAUAGUAAUUCCGGGAUUGGUCCAAGAACGGCAAGCGGAAAUCCAUUGUUACCACCUCUAGCGAUAAACGCAGCCCAAAAUUCGCAGGGCCCUCGAACGCCUAGUAAUAGUGGUCGUGGGGGACGAGAGGGAGAUAGGAGGUCUAAGCGUGGACAUCAGCAAGUUGGUGGACCGACAAUACCAAUGGAAAUGGUCACUCCUCUUGAGAGAUCCGAAAACAGAUGGGUAUCUAUGUCAGUUACCGGAGAGAUUCCCAAGGCUGGCGAAGAGAUGAUCCCCGCUGAGACGCUACAGAGAAAAAUCAAAGCUCUGCUCAACAAGUUGACAUUGGAGAAAUUUGAGACUAUAUCUGAUCACAUUAUCGAGUUUGCAAAUAAAUCAAAAGACGAGCGUGAUGGGAGAAUAUUAAAGACAGUUAUUCAGCUUACCUUUGAGAAAGCUUGUGAUGAACCCAAUUUUAGUCAGAUGUAUGCGCAACUCUGUCGGAAGAUGAUGGAGCGCAUUGAUAUGGAUAUUUUUGAUGAGAAUAUUAAGAAUGCAUCAGAUGAAUAUGUGCGCGGUGGUACGUUGUUCAGGAAAUACCUACUUAACAGAUGUCAGGAGGACUUUGAAAAGGGUUGGAAAGUUAAUAUGCCAAUACCAAAUAAUGAGAAGGGAGAGCCUGACUUGUUGUCUGAUGAAUAUUACAUUGCUGCUAAAGCUAAAAGACAUGGACUGGGUUUGAUUAAGUUUAUUGGAGAGUUAUUCAAAUUGCAUAUGUUGACUGAGCGUAUUAUGCAUGAGUGUAUAAAGAAACUAUUAGCUAAUCAUCAAGACCCAGAAGAAGAGGAAACUGAAUCUCUGUGUAAAUUGCUUACGACAGUUGGAAAACAACUGGAUCAUCCGAAAGCAAAGGAUCAUAUGGACGCUUACUUUGUUCGUAUGGAUAGUAUGAGCAAGAAUACAAAACUUAACAGUCGUAUAAGGUUUAUGCUUAUGGACGUAAUUGAACUCAGAAAACGGAGUUGGGUACCACGCCAUGAUACCAACGCACCCAAGACGAUUGCAGAGAUUCAUGAAGCUGCUGCCAAACAAAAAGAAGAAGCCGAACUUCUUCGACGCUCAGCGAGUACUAGUGGUGGUCGAAAUAUGCCUAGGAUAGCCGAACAAUUGUCUCGUGGCGGCUCUGGCAGGCGCGAUGGCCGCGAUAAGGGUGGUAUGCAACACGGCAUGCAACAAAUGUCAGACGGAUGGAACACUGUUGGCCCCUCAUCAACCCGUAAAGUCGAUCUCACAAGAUUCGGACAAGUGCGUAGCACCAAGAUUAGCGGCACCAAUAUGAAUCUCGCUCCGGGUAGUGGUACAAUUGCAAGAUUGGCAAGUGGCUCGAAAGGCUGGCCAACCGAUAACAAAGAUCGUGAUGAGAAGGGCUCUAGUAUGAGCAGAACACACUCAACGUCUAACAAUACUUAUAGCGUUCUAUUAAAUAGCGACCAAGAAGGCCGAAAAAGUAUGGAUGGAUCUUCGAACGAGCCGGCGUCAAACCCACCGGAAAGACAGAAGCUAGUUGUUCUUGCGCGAGGUAGUACUUUGAAAACUGAUGGAUCACCUAAGCCCGUUGAGAACAAAUGGCAAUCGAACAAGAGUAGCGGUGUGGUUAAGUCCACAUCAAUGUCUCAGGAAGAAGCCAAGAAAAAGAUUAAAGCCAUGGUUGACGAAUAUUGGUCAGUGAGAGACAAAAAGGAAGUUGCCGUAUGUAUCAAAGAACUUCCUGUCAGAUAUUUUGGGGAUGCAAUCCGAGAGUUUAUCGAAUCGGCGCUUGACAAGAAACCAUCCGAUGUUUCGAAUUGUGCCGACCUUCUCAAGGAACUUCGGAAGCAAUCUGCAAUAUGUUCAGCAGAUUGCAAGAAAGCGUUUACUAAUAUUAUGGACAAUUUAGACGAUAUUGGAAUUGAUGUUCCCCAAGCUUAUGCACACACUGGACAAUUGUUACACGGCGCUCAGAUGGAGGUGCAUGAAGUGGCUGAAUUGAUACGACCGCUAACUGACAUAGGAGGGAGUGAACCACCCUCGGCAAAGGUUGUGGCAGCAUAUCUAAAUUCAAUAAAAGCUUCUAUGGGCGAACAGAUGGUAAUCCGUAAAGUCAAACAUGAUAACUUUGAUUUCGCCUCGCUCUUCCCUGACGAUAAUAAAGAUGCUUUAAAUAGAUUUUUGGAAAAACAGGGGUUGGACAUAUUAAAAAAGUAA